AUGAACUCCAGUGACUCCUUCACCAUUCUUUUGGCUGUAACCAUCUCCUGCCUCUUCUUCCUCAUUUACUCAUCAAAGAAGAAACUCUGUGGCCUCCCACCAGGGCCCACCCCGCUCCCAUUCAUUGGGAAUAUGCUGCAGGUGGAUAUGAAGGAGCUGAUCAAGUCCCUGAGAGAACUCAGUAAGACGUACGGUCCAAUAUAUACCUUCCACCUGGGCUCUAGGCCAUGUGUGGUCCUGUCUGGCUACCAAGUGCUCAAGGAGGCUUUGAUUGACAAGGCAGAAGAGUUCAGCGGCCGUGGCGACUUCCCUGCUGUCCAGAUGUGGAGCAAAGGCAACGGGAUUGUGUACGGCACAGGGGAAUGCUGGCGACAGCUGCGUCGAUUUGCCAUCACCACCUUCAAGAACUUUGGAAUGGGGAAGCGGUCCAUUGAGGAUCGGAUCAAAGAGGAGGCCCAGUUCCUGAUGGAAGAGUUCCGUAAAACCCAAGGCAAGCCCUUUGACCCCACAUUCUUCUUGAGCUGCGCCGGAUCCAACAUCAUUUCCACCCUGAUUUUCGGGAGCCGCUUUGAAUAUACAGACAAGAAAUUCCUCAUGUUAAUGGAUCUCAUCAACAGCAAUUGGAAACUCAUGAGCUCCACCUGGGGACAGCUGCUCUUCACCUUCCCAGAAAUCAUGAAGUAUAUUCCAGGGCCCCAUCGCCAGAUCUACAAGAACUACCUGAAGCUGGCAGAGUUUGUGGGCGAGCGGCUGGAGAUUAACAGACAGACACUGGACCCCAACAAUGCUCGCGACUUCGUCGACUGCUUCCUUAUCAAAAUCCAGAAGGAAAAGAACAACCCCAACUCCUACUUCAAUGAGGACACCAUGUCCAAGACCACAGUGAACCUCUUCUUUGCGGGAACAGAGACCGUCAGUUCCACCCUAAAAUACGGGCUCCGAAUCCUCCUGAGGCACCCUGAGGUAGAAGAACAACUCCACAAGGAAAUUGACCAGGUGAUUGGGGUGAACCGCAGCCCCUGCAUGGAGGACCGGCAGAAGAUGCCCUACAUGGAUGCCGUCAUUCACGAGAUCCAGCGCUUUGCUGACAUCGUCCCCAUGGGCGUGCCCCACACGGUCACACGGGACAUUGAAUUCCAUGGAUACAGUCUACCCAAGGACUUGAACAUCAUCCCUCUGUUGUGCACAUCUCAGUUCGACCCGACUCAGUUCAAGAAUCCUAACUCCUUUGAUCCGAAUCAUUUCCUGGAUGGGAAUGGGCGGUUCAAGAAGAAUGAUGCCUUUAUGGCCUUCUCAGCAGGAAAGCGUGUGUGCCUGGGAGAAGGCCUGGCCAUCAUGGAGCUCUUCAUCUUCCUCAGCACCAUCUUGCAGAACUUCAAGCUAAAGCCCCUGAUGGAUCCCAAGGAGAUCGACAUCACCCCAGAAUCAACAGGACUGGGGAGCAUCCCCCGCCCCUACCAGCUCUGCCUCCUCUCCCGGUAAAACCUGGCCUGACCCCCUUCCCCAUUGCAGCAUCAAAAAAGCCAGGCCCAAGAGGAGGAGGGCAUGAGGUGGCAGAGGGUGGAGGCAGGAGAAGCACAUCGCUCCUGACAGUGGGGGUGAGGGUGGGGUCUGGUUCACUACCCCACAUGAAAUAUCCCUCCAGAUUCCAAGCCAGCACGGCAAGGUGGUGGGUUUCAAGUUAAGCGCUUUGCCGACUGUGCUGAUUGUCUAUGGGCACACCACUGAUCUAGUUCGGGGGGGGGGGUGCACACCUCACUGCAGCAACCCACCUGCAGCAACAUGCCGUCCUCUCAAACACUCUGCUCCCACUGGCCCUCACAGCUCUUUGCCUGUCCAUGUUCAUUCUACGCAUAUCUGCUCCCCCGUCUCUUCUCUGCCUUGCCAUGACGCAGCCCCCACCCCCACCCCACUGUCCCCUUCCACCAAGUGGCUGGGUUGCCAACGUCCUGCCCUGCUUCCUAGGGGUGUUCUGUGACCCAGUGGCAUCCCACCUUCCCUCUGUCUCCCUCAGAUCCUAUCUGUGCCCCUUGCCAGCCUCUCACCCUUGGCCUUAGAAGCCCCCCAGCCCUUCUUUCUGCUUUCACUUUUCAGUCUGUUGGCGUACAAUGUUAGUGCUGGUCUCCUGGACAACUGGCAGCAAAUCAAUGGAAAGCAGCAAUGCUGAAGUCAUCAUCAGCCUCUGUUUGAUCCUGCCACAUUUAGCCUCUUGGGUGGGAUCUGGGAACCCAGUUGUGCUCAUCCCUCCCCCUUCUGUUUUCCCGCCUUGCUUUUUCUCAGAUGUUAUCAGCUUGUGAGCCAUCUGCUGUUGUAGCUCUCUCAGUUGUGUGGAAUGCAAGUUGUUUGGACCCUGGUGGAGCAAAGGUCAGAGGCGUAGGAAGUAAAUGGUGCCCAGAGCAAUAUCUGCUUGCAAUAUUGGUUAUGCUGAGUUCUGGUAAUAGAAGUCUAAAUGCUCACUCCUGAAGCUGUUUCAUAAUAAAGAAAUCGA
Messenger RNA from Sphaerodactylus townsendi, 2488 nucleotides. Its product is annotated as cytochrome P450 2F3-like. The coding region runs from base 1 to 1482 and encodes 493 amino acids. The record is from RefSeq and is a predicted model, not a curated record. Gene Ontology annotation, molecular function: iron ion binding; oxygen binding; heme binding. NCBI's taxonomy places the organism in Eukaryota, Metazoa, Chordata, Lepidosauria, Squamata, Sphaerodactylidae. Gene Ontology annotation, biological process: xenobiotic metabolic process. The transcript has 9 exons. Gene Ontology annotation, cellular component: intracellular membrane-bounded organelle; cytoplasm.